Hylaeus volcanicus is the source of this 5399-nucleotide messenger RNA. It is a transcript of the gene DAAM, whose product is annotated as disheveled-associated activator of morphogenesis 1. Gene Ontology annotation, molecular function: small GTPase binding; actin binding. The transcript has 12 exons. Gene Ontology annotation, biological process: actin cytoskeleton organization; positive regulation of actin filament polymerization. The record is from RefSeq and is a predicted model, not a curated record. Lineage: Eukaryota; Metazoa; Arthropoda; Insecta; Hymenoptera; Colletidae. The coding region runs from base 732 to 3992 and encodes 1086 amino acids.
GGUCGUCGGUCUACCCGAUGGUAGGCCAGUGUCCCGACUUUUCUCGGCUUUCGCGUUGUUACUCGUGCCACCGCCGCGGUUCUCGACGUCACCCCGACGCCGUCGUCGUCGUCGCACGCUAGCGUCGACGAAAUCACGCAGAGCCCUUCAGGCUCACCAGGCUUCGCAGGUUUCCCUCCAACUCCAAUCGAUGCUCGUCACUCGUCGUCGGUUUGAUCGUUCGUCGUCGCUGGUGGCGAUCAUCAUGGAGCCUUUCAACCCUGACCAGUGAAUCGGUGAACUUUUGAAUCGAUCACCGCGUGUUCUCAACCCCUAAGGUCGAUCAACGUCGUCCUAUCAACGCCACUGCCAGUAAUCUCAACAAUCUGGAAAGAUCUCGCAAGACUCGAAGAAGACGUCGUUGGGUGAUCGGACCAACCCUUGGAGUUGACUCUCGACUUCGUAGGGUGACAAGUGCAACCCCUGCAGUUGAAGGUUGGCACGUCGAAGCAACAGUUCCCGCUGGAGGCGUCUGGCGUUUGGUAGACGACAUGCCCGCCAACGUUGAGGCCACCGCCGCGUGAGAAGCUGCCGGGACAUGUGCCUUUUGGUCUUCUAUUGAUCGCCGCGUCCCGACGCGGCCAGCGGAUCCUGACGUUUCGGGAUCGCGGACUACGGGAGACUCGAGGAUUCCGACCUGUCCUGUGAAGAGUCCACAGCCCCUGAAGGAAUUCGUGGGUCGCUGCCAGACGAUGCCAUCGCGAGUGAAAAAGUCCUUCUGCGGUUGCCUCCAGGAUGACGAGCCGCCGGAAAUCACGUAUUGCGUUGUGGAGCACACGGGCACGCUCACGCUUCAAGCGAUGACACCGACCCUGCCGAUGCCCGCCGAGGAGGAGCUGAACAAGAUGUUCCUCGAAUUGGUCGACGAGCUCGACCUGACCCAGGCUAACCGACAGGCGGUUCUGGCACUUCCGGCGAAUAAAAAGUGGCAGAUUUACUGCUCCAGAAAAGGCAACGGCACGCUGGAGAACGGGGGACUGAGAACCACCGACCUCAGUGGCGAUCCCGAGGAUUACAUCAACAGACUCAGGACCAUAGCCAGCAGUCCGUUUUCGGAGGAGGGUGACGAGGUCUCGAACCAGAUGCGCCAGGUGGAAGCUCUGAAGACCGCCCUGAGGACCCAGCCGCACAGUUUCGUCCUCAGGUUCAUAGAACUCGAUGGCCUAAACGCUCUGCUGCAAGUUCUCGGAACCAUGGACGCGGAAGCGGCCAACAGCAACCUCCACACGAGCGUGAUAGGGUGCUUGAAGGCGUUGAUGAACAACUCGAACGGAAGGGCGCACGUCUUGGCGCAUCCUACCGCCAUCAACACGAUAUCCCAGUCGCUGGCGACUGAGAACAUUAAAACGAAGAUCUCCGUUCUGGAGAUCCUGGGUGCCGUGUGCCUCGUUCCAGGCGGUCAUCGAAAGGUCCUGGAAGCCAUGCUGCAUUUCCAGCAGUAUCAUUCCGAGCGAACGCGCUUCCAGAGCAUCAUAAAUGACCUGGAUAAGAACUUCGGCAUCUACAAGGACAACCUGUCCUUGAAAACGGCAAUCAUGUCGUUCAUCAACGCGGUACUGAACUAUGGGCCAGGCCAGGUCACGCUGGAGUUCAGGCUGCACCUCAGAUACGAGCUGCUGAUGCUUGGUAUCCAGCCCAUCAUCGAGAAGCUCCGAAAAUACGAGAACGAGACGCUGGACAGGCAUUUGGACUUCUUUGAGAUGGUGAGGAACGAGGACGAGAAGGAGCUGGCGAGGAAGUUCGAGAAGGAGCACGUGGACACGAAGAGCGCCACGGCGAUGUUCGAUUUGCUGAGGAGGAAGCUCAGCCACACUGCCGCUUACCCUCAUCUGUUGAGCCUACUGGAACACUGCCUUCUAUUGCCACUCGAUUAUGGCUCCCAUCCGCAGCACUGGCUCCUGUUCGACCGGAUCGUACAACAGAUUGUCCUCCAAUCCGAAGGGAACGAAUCUGGCACCAUAAGGAACCCCGACGUAGCGCCGAUCGACAUCAACGUGAAGGAAAUCGUUCACUUGCUCGCAAAGGAAGAGGAACUCGUCGCUGCCCGGAAGAAGGCUGAGGAGUUGGAGCGGGAGAACUCCGACAUGUCGACCAGAUUGGCCAAGAAGGAACAAGAGUUGGAUCUGAGGACGCAAGAGAAAGAAGACAUGGAGGCCAGCCUGGCGAGGGUCAAGGAACGCCUCGAGAAGGAGACGUCGAUGCACAUAGAGACCAAGCAGAGGAUCUCGGAGCUGCAGGACAACCUGGAGACCCUGUCGCGACAGAUAAACAACGAGAAGUCCGAGAGAAAACGGCUGGAGCAAUUGGUGGCUUCGGGAAGCCUGCCCGACGACGCGAAAGCGACGAUCAAAAUUGUCGAGGACGAAGUCCUUGAAAAAGUCGAGGCGAAACCGAUGCCACCGCCGCCCCCACCGCCGCCUCUGGCACCUCCACCGCCCCCUUGUCUAAUGCCAGCGGCACCUCCUCCCAUGAAGGUGGAGAUCAUCAAGAACGUUCCUCAGCCAAGCAACCCCCUAAAGUCCUUCAACUGGUCGAAGAUCCCCGAGCAGAAGCUGCAAGGCACGAUAUGGUCGGAGCUCGACGACACGAAGCUGUAUAACGUCAUGGACCUCGAGUCCAUCGAUAAGAUAUUCUGCGCUUAUCAGAAGAACGGUGUGUCCACGGAGGGUUCCAUCGAGGACCUGAGGACUCUGGGGAAGAACAAGAGGACCAUGUCGGUGAUCGACUCGAGGAGAGCUCAGAAUUGCACGAUACUGUUGUCGAAGCUGAAGUUGUCCGACAACGAGAUCACGAGAACGAUUCUGUCCAUGGAUCAGCAGAAUAUUCUGCACAUAGACAUGGUCGAGCAGCUGCUGAAGUACAUUCCCUCGUCGGAGGAGGCAGCUCUGUUGGACAUGCACCAGAAGGAUCUUCAGAGCAGGGCUGACUGCUUCCUAUACCAAAUUUCCAAAGUACCGCACUACGAGCAAAGGCUGAGAUCUCUCCAUUACAAGAAGAAGUUCUCCGCCAGCAUCGCGGAAUUGACGCCAAGAAUGCGCGCGGUUCUCGAAGCUAGUCGACAGGUAGCCAGAUCACGUCGUCUCAGGAAGCUUCUGGAGUUGGUCUUGGCUCUAGGGAAUUACGUGAACCGUGGAAACGCGCGAGGCAACGCCUGCGGCUUCAGGCUGGCCUCCUUGAACCGUCUAGUCGAUACGAAGUCCUCUUGCUCCAAAGGCACCACUCUUCUGCAUUAUCUGGUCCAGAUUCUGGAGUCCAGGUUCAGAGAGGUGUUGGACAUCGAGGAGGACAUGCCCCACGUUCGAACAGCGGCUAGGGUCAGCAUGGCCGAUCUGCAGAAGGAGGUGGCCAAUUUGAAAAACGGUCUUCAGGACGUUCAGAGGGAAAUAGAAUUCCAUCGUGGCCAGGCCCAGGUAUUGCAAGGCGACAUGUUCUUGCCCGCGAUGAGGGACUUCCAGGCCCAGGCCACGUGCAGACUGGCCGAAGCGGAAGACCUGUUCCAGGACAUGAAAACUAGAUUCGAUCGAGCGGUAAGACUGUUUGGUGAAGAUUCAGCUGGAGUUCAGCCAGACGAGUUCUUCGGGAUCUUCGAGAACUUCUUGCAGGCUCUGGCAGAGGCCAGACAAGACGUGGAGAACAUGAGGAAGAAGAUCGAGGAAGACGAGCGUAGAGCGAAACAGGAACAAGAGCUUCGAAAGAGGACGAUGGAGAGGAAGAAUUCUCGCGAAGGAAUAUUGAACAGCAUAUCAUUGAGCAAGAAGAACGAGGCGAACAGCAACGGACAGAACGACAACAAGGGUGAAUUCGACGAUCUGAUCUCUGCUCUCAGAACUGGGGAUGUUUUUGGAGAAGACAUCGCAAAAUUUAAACGAUCAAAGCGUCGACCAGUGACGCCAAGCGGUCAGGAAUCGCGUAGACACAGCGCGCACAGAGAAGACUCCAGGGAACGGCAUUAGAAUCUCCAGCUGGAUUACGGCCUCGUGAUUUCAAUGUCUCGACGAUGCGACGAAUCUUUCCUGUGCUUGUUACGCGACUGUCGUUCCGAGGGAUCGAUCGCUGAACAAGUUAAAGAGCUACUAAACAAAUUAAAUUAUGUUAAACGAAGAGAAUCUACCGAAGAAAAGAUGUGUGAUAAAUAAAGUGGAGACAACGACGUUCGAAAAUAUUGAAUCCUUUGGGGAGAGCCGAGGAUCGAUAGAAGAAGUACGAGAGGUAGAAAGCGUGUACAUACGGAGAUGAAUCUACGUUAUACUUACGUUUCUUCAUCGAUUAAGUAGAAUUAUUUUGAUUAAGUUUCCUUGAAACUGUCUUCCUCCUUCUUCGCUCACUAUUCGUCUGGUAAGUCCUAUUGGACACUGAAUUAGCUUUGAUAGUGAAACAUUUGAAGAAUCUACAAUAUUUAUGGUCGAAUCUCGUUCUCUGUGUGUGCAAUGAACUUUUUCCACGAACAGAACGUCACUUAAAGAAGAAAACUACGAGUACAUUUCGUGCACGCAAUUUCGAUGCUUUUUUCAUGCAAUUUUCUUGCUUUCACUGUACACGUCAAUUAAUGUACAUCGCGACAGAAUUACCACUUAGACGCAAAAUGUUGAGCGAACACAAAUUUGUACAUUGUUGAAAGCGACUGUGUUAUGAGUCAGGCAAGAGUUUCACGCGAUAAUUUCUUGUAUAUAUAGUCAUUACAUUUUCGUUAACGUUGCCAGCGUUCGGUGGCAGUAUUUUGCAAAACCUCGACGAAAGAACUUCGCCAACAAUCGGACCAAGGAAAAUUUCCAAGAAGAAACGCGAAUCUAAGAACAAUAGAUCUAAAUAAGAUAUUUGAGGCUCUCAUGGGAAAAGGAAGCCUCGGUUAAUAUCAACAUUGGACCUCGAUUAGAUCUGGCUUUGGAUCUGACUUUCGUCUACCGACGAAUUUCCUUAUUGAAACAUGUUUUUUGAGAGAAAACUCUUUUUCGACGAGAAUCGACGAGAUAUAAUAGAUAGGCCUAGAGGUGGAACUCGAUUUCUACCCAGCGAAACCUACAAGUCUGAUUUUAUAUCUUUAGAAAACGAUGAUCGCAGCAUCGAUUAGAUUAUUUAGUGGCUCGUUGACAUUUGCCAAGUCGUUGACGGAAAUUCGUGUUAGUUCUCGGUGUUUAGACGACGAGUGGAGGCGAAACGAUUCUAGAAAGAGUUCGUUGUAUAGUAGUCGAUGUUUUGUAAGCUUUUGUAUUUUUGUAAAUAUUCAGUAUCGAUGUCUCCGUUCUUGUAAUGGGCAGCAGCUCGACAAGAAUUAAUGUCCAGUUAAUAUAUUACUGCGUCCUUAAUGUCACAUGUACUAAUAUAUAAAGAAAUGUAACGAAUAAAGAGGAAAUUCAAAUCGA